Messenger RNA from Oncorhynchus tshawytscha (Chinook salmon), 3916 nucleotides. RefSeq lists its product as uncharacterized. Gene Ontology annotation, biological process: regulation of telomere maintenance via telomere lengthening; telomere capping; regulation of DNA-templated transcription. The coding region runs from base 482 to 3493 and encodes 1003 amino acids. Gene Ontology annotation, cellular component: shelterin complex. The record is from RefSeq and is a predicted model, not a curated record. Gene Ontology annotation, molecular function: telomeric repeat DNA binding; DNA-binding transcription factor activity, RNA polymerase II-specific; RNA polymerase II cis-regulatory region sequence-specific DNA binding. NCBI's taxonomy places the organism in Eukaryota, Metazoa, Chordata, Actinopteri, Salmoniformes, Salmonidae. The transcript has 13 exons.
UUUACAGAAGCAACACAACAUAAGACAAAAAUGACUUUUAUCUCCGUAACUAUCAUGGUCCUUGCAUUGUACACAAAUGGCUAUGCAGGUGACAUUUUAUUGACCCAGACUCCUGCAGUUGCCAUGGCACAGUCUGGAGAGUCUGCCACGAUCAGCUGUAAAGCUAGUAGUGCCAUUGACAAUGAUUUAGCCUGGUACCAUCAGAAACCUGGAGAAGCUCCUAAAUUCAUCAUCAACUUUGACAGUGGUUUAACAUCUGGUCGAUUUCAUGGCACUGGAUAUGAUAUUGAUUUCACUCUGACCAUCAGUGGAGUUCAAGCUGAAGAUGCAGGAGAUUACUACUGUCAGCAGCAUGAAGCUGCUCCGUUCACACAGCGAUACAGAGCCAUACACAACCCUCCCUCAGCUGUAGAGAAAGUGAUCUAAACCUGCUUACUGGGGACUUUCACAAAUGUGUUGAAAUACAAUAUUAAUAUUUACCAUGACAAGGAUUAUCAUGACAAACACAGGCCCCCCUCUUCCUCUCUCCUCUUUACGACUCAUGGUUUCUCCUCUGCGGCUGAUGUAUUCCUUUGUAUGGCAUGUGGUGAAUCAACGAAAUGUGAUGCACUAUGGGAAGGUCGAGGAAUUUGUAACUGUGGUGACUGAAGCUGUUCCGAAGUUGCUGAGUUACAAACAGAGGGCUCAACUCAUCCUGGGCCUGAGAGCAAGGAUGAUCUUGGAGAUGUUCCGCAAGGAUUGUCCACCGAACCCUCAGGCCAUCCAAUGUCUCCUGGGAAAGAUGAACAUCAGUGCAUCCGCAGGGCAGCAAGAUAUUGAAGUGGAGGAGUCGCAGGCUAACUUUGUGGCGCUGGUCCAAACCCUUCUGACAAACCCUUAUGAGAGGAAGCACUUCUUCCAGGAGGAGUUCCAUACACAGUAUGGCUCCAAGUAUGACACAGCACUGCAGGCCCUUGUGGGAGGCUUGGUCUUCAGACUGGAACAACUGCUAUCUGUGCCAGAUCUCUCCCAGAUAGCGUCCAUCAUCAGUGCUGCCCCCUCUGACCUGGAGGAGUGUGGACAGUCUGUGUCUGACCCUGAGCACCUGAAGAUCCUCCUCCAGCACCAGAACCUGCUACAUAAAACCCAGUUAAACAGAAAUGGUCCCCCACUUCCUCUCUCCUCUUUGCGAUUAUUGGUUUCUCCUCUGCGGCUGAUGUAUUCCUUUGUAUGGCAUGUGGUGAAUCAACGAAAUGUGAUGCACUAUGGGAAGGUCGAGGAAUUUGUAACUGUGGUGACUGAAGCUGUUCCGAAGUUGCUGAGUUACAAACAGAGGGCUCAACUCAUCCUGGGCCUGAGAGCAAGGAUGAUCUUGGAGUUGUUCCGCAAGGACCCACCCAACCUUCAGGACAUCCAAUGUCUCCUGGAAAAGAUGAACAUCUUGGGGCAGCAAGAUGCAGAAGUGGAGGAGUCGCAGGCUAACUUUGUUGCGCUGGUCCAAACCCUGCUGAAAAAUCCUUAUGAGAGGAAGCACUUCUUCCAGGAGGAGUUCCAUACACAGUAUGGCUCCAAGUAUGACACAGCACUGCAGGCCCUUGUGGGAGGCUUGGUCCUCAGACUGGAACGGCUGCUAUCUGUGCCAGAUCUCUCCCAGAUAGCGUCCAUUAUCAGUGCUGCCCCCUCUGACCUGGAGGAGUGUGGACAGUCUGUGUCUGACCCUGAGCACCUGAAGAUCCUCCUCCAGCACCAGAACCUGCUAAAUAAGAUUCAGUUGGUACCUGUCACGUCCUCUGUAGGGGACUGUGUGCUGUCCUCGCUGUCUUUCCGCUUAACCUGUGGAAUGCAGUCCAUACAGACAGAUUUUUACGAACCAGCGGAAUCAUUAGAAGCCGCUCUAAGCAUCAUGAGCCCUGCCUCCUUCAGUGACUUGGAGGAUCUGGGAAUGAUGCCAGUUGAAUCGGACCACGCUGGAGCAGUAACUACUGUGGAGAGAGAAGAGCAGAAUGCCAGGGAUAACGGAGGUCGGGUGAGAAAUUCAGUAGUCGACAGUGAAGAAGACAAUGCACUGUCAAAGAACGACAUAGUCUCACCUACUCCUCAAAGUGUAAGCAGGCCAGUGGGAGGGGCACCAACAGUAAAGAGCAUGCUGCCAACAGAGAGAGACAAGGAGCUUGCAACACUGAUGAAUACUUUCAUCACCGAAGCCUCUCCUUCACAUAUUGUCACCCCUGCCACAGUCACCAAUGGGAACCAGCCAGAUAACCAGCCGGUCGAGCUAGCGAGUGUCCACCAGUGGGUCUCCCACAUUGCAAGUAACUCGAUUUCGCUCCCUUCCUUGCCACCCCUUCCACAAAACAAUGAUGUAGACCAGGAGAUCCGGUCAGGUGACACGUGUCUUGGAAGCAGUGUGGAAAUUGGGGGUCAGGAAGCAGAAGCCAAUCUCUUUGAGAAGGCUGUUAUCCGAAGGAGACUGCCCAAGCCACAAAGAAUAACGGUACCCUCGAAGAGGAAAAUCCCAGAAGCAACCAUCAUUUGCCAGGAGUGUGGGAAGAGUUUUGUCUAUCCGUCUCAGCUGGAAAAUCACCUCCGCAUUCACACAGGAGAGAAACCUUUCAAGUGCACUGAGUGUGGCAGGGCCUUCAGGUCCUUAGGAGGCAUGACCACUCAUAUGAAAAAUCACUCUGAAGCGCGGCCAUUUAAGUGUGAAAAGUGUGACAAGGGCUUUCGGAAAAAGGCUGACUUGAAGAAUCAUCAGCCCAUCCACACGGGUGCGAAACCACAUAAAUGCACCAUCUGCGGAAAGGGCUUCAGCCAAGCAUUCUAUUGCAGAAUACACAUCCAGUCUCAUGCAAGUGAAAAUAACUUUCCCUGCACUCAUUGUCCGAAGAGAUUCCCAACCCAAUACAAGCUGUCUGUCCACGAGCGCUGGCACACCAUGGAGCGCCCGUUCAUCUGUGAGCAGUGUGGGAUGCGCUUCUUUCAUCCCAGUGGGCUGAAGAGGCACAUGGGCUAUCACAUUGGGAACCGCCCGUUCCUGUGUGCCCAGUGUGGAAAGACUUUUGUUUAUGAGUUUGACCUGAAGAAACACCAAAGGGACCAUGGCCCCAAGCCCAAGAUCCCAUGCCCUGUCUGCCAGAAGGUGUUUGGCAGCAACGGACUCAUCAAGGCCCACAUGUUUACGCACACCUCUGUAAAACCUUACAGAUGUGACAUAUGUGACAAGACCUUUAAACAGAGCAGCAGCUUGAGCAGUCACAAACGUCUGCACACGGGCGAACGCCCUUACCACUGCGACAUGUGUGGGAAGACAUACAAGCUAAAUCAGCACCUGAAGGAGCACAUAAUUGUCCACCACACGGCGGAGGGGCACCCCUGUGACCAGUGUGGAAAGGUCUUCAAGUUACCACGUCUUCUGAAGGCGCAUGAGCGGUUGCACUCAGGAGAGCGAUCUGAACAGACAAGGAAAUACAGUCACACCAGCCGUCGCAGGAGAAAUUCGUCCAAAAUGAGUUGAUUUACUGCACAAUGGCUGCCUUCCAUAGACACUGACUGGAAUGCUAUUUUUAUUAUCCUGACAAAUUGCCAUUAGUUGAAAUAAUAUUUCAAUUUUUUUGUGGUAGACUUUAGAUUUUGGACCAGAAUUCAGGAUUCCUUGAUAGACUGAACAUUGAAAAAUAGUAAAAUGUCUGGCUUAGUUAAUGCAGCAACAAACAUAUCUCCUGUUAGAUAACAAUUAAUGAUUGUGUCAUUAAAACAUAUUUGUUUGUGAUGCUUUUUGGAUAGGUUAUUGAAAUUCCAAUGACAUAAGAUGUAAAUUGACAGCUACUCACAUAUCUCUUUUUGAGAGUAGUCAAUGAUUGCAGGGAGCCUUUACAAAAAAUAUGCACAAAAUUUGGUGUUGGAUAAAGGCAAAUAAAGUCAACAUUGUGUGCCACAA